Paracoccidioides lutzii Pb01 is the source of this 8772-nucleotide messenger RNA. Its product is annotated as pre-mRNA-processing-splicing factor 8. The transcript has 2 exons. Gene Ontology annotation, cellular component: catalytic step 2 spliceosome; U5 snRNP. Gene Ontology annotation, molecular function: U5 snRNA binding; metallopeptidase activity; U6 snRNA binding. The coding region runs from base 1 to 8772 and encodes 2923 amino acids. The record is from RefSeq and is a predicted model, not a curated record. Gene Ontology annotation, biological process: protein splicing; spliceosomal tri-snRNP complex assembly; mRNA splicing, via spliceosome.
AUGGCGUCUCUUCCACCUCCUCCGCCCCCGGGGUGGGGAGCUGCAUCUCCUCCGUCCAUUCCUCUUGCUCCCCCACCUCCCGGAUACCGUCCUCCGGCUGACCCUCUGGUCGCGAAGUUUGCACAGAAGAAGAACGAAUGGCUACGGACACAACGAAACCGUUUUGGGGAGAAGAGAAAGGCCGGGUUUGUGGAAACUCAGAAGGCAGAUAUGCCGCCGGAGCAUUUACGGAAGAUUGUAAAGGAUAUAGGAGACGUAUCGCAGAAGAAGUUCAGCACCGACAAAAGAAGCUACCUGGGGGCGUUGAAAUUCAUGCCGCAUGCCGUGUUGAAGUUGUUGGAGAAUAUGCCGAUGCCCUGGGAGUCUGCUCGUGAGGUCAAGGUCCUUUACCAUGUCAAUGGCUGCUUGACGUUGGUCAACGAGAUUCCCCGAGUCAUUGAACCCGUCUUUCACGCGCAAUGGGCUACCAUGUGGAUGACGAUGCGACGGGAGAAAAGUGACCGGAGGCAUUUCAAAAGAAUGCGUUUUCCACCCUUUGACGAUGAAGAACCACCGCUGUCUUGGUCAGAAAACAUUGAGGAUGUGGAGCCUUUGGAACCCAUCCAGAUGGAACUUGAUGAAUCUGAGGAUGCUCCCGUCUUUGAAUGGUUCUACGAUCACCGUCCACUCCUCGAUACCCCACAUGUCAAUGGACCUAGCUAUAAGGAGUGGAAUUUGACCCUUCCGCAAAUGGCAACACUGUAUCGCUUGAGCCGUCAGCUGCUCAGUGAUGUAGUAGAUAAGAAUUAUUUCCAUAUGUUCGAACUUAACAGUUUCUUGACUGCUAAGGCCCUUAACGUCGCAAUUCCCGGCGGCCCUAGAUUCGAACCGUUGUACAAAGACGUCGACCCUAAUGAUGAGGAUUUUGGAGAAUUCAACGCGAUCGAUCGUAUCAUCUUCAGAGCUCCCAUCCGAACCGAAUAUCGCGUUGCUUUCCCAUACCUGUACAAUUCUUUACCUCGCAGUGUUAAGCUGUCUUGGUACUCCCACCCUCAGAUCGUAUAUGUUCGAUCAGAUGAUCCUAACCUCCCAGCCUUUUAUUUUGACCCUGUCAUUAAUCCGAUAUCCUCUCGCUCUGUCGCACCUAAAAACAUAACGGUUAGCCACGAAGAUCAGAUAUUCGGGCCUGGCAAUGAUGAGGAUGAAUUUACACUCCCAGCGAAUGCUGAACCUUUCUUGGCGGAUGAGGAAUUGUACACCAGUGAAACCGCUUCUGCAAUUGCUCUUUGGUGGGCUCCCUAUCCAUUUGACCGCCGCUCGGGUAAAAUGGUUCGGGCCCAAGACGUUCCUCUUGUGAAGCAGUGGUAUCUGGAGCAUUGCCCGCAGGGCCAGCCUGUGAAAGUUCGAGUAUCUUACCAGAAGCUUCUAAAAACUUACGUUCUGAACGAGUUACACAAGAAGAAACCGAAAGCACAAAGCAAACAGAAUCUUUUGAGAACACUGAAAGGCACGAAAUUCUUCCAGCAAACAACAAUCGAUUGGGUAGAGGCCGGUCUUCAAGUCUGUCGACAAGGCUUUAACAUGUUAAAUUUGCUGAUUCACCGCAAAAAUUUGACCUAUCUACAUCUUGAUUAUAACUUUAAUUUGAAGCCUGUGAAGACGUUGACGACCAAGGAGAGAAAAAAAUCCCGUUUUGGAAAUGCUUUCCAUCUAAUGCGAGAAAUUCUUCGCUUAACAAAGCUGAUUGUUGACGCCCAGGUUCAAUAUCGGUUGGGAAAUAUUGAUGCAUUCCAGCUAGCUGACGGUAUCCUCUAUGCUUUUAACCACGUUGGCCAGCUGACUGGGAUGUACAGGUACAAGUACAAGUUGAUGCACCAGAUCAGAUCAUGCAAGGACUUGAAGCAUCUCAUAUACUAUCGCUUCAAUUCCGGCCCAGUUGGAAAGGGUCCUGGAUGUGGAUUCUGGGCACCCGCCUGGAGGGUUUGGCUUUUCUUCCUAAGGGGAAUUAUUCCGCUUCUUGAACGCUGGCUUGGGAAUUUGCUAUCUCGUCAAUUUGAAGGUCGCCAUAGCAAGGGUGUCGCGAAAACUGUUACGAAGCAACGUGUCGAAUCGCACUUCGAUCUAGAACUCCGCGCGUCAGUUAUGGCGGAUCUUAUGGAUAUGAUGCCCGAAGGUAUUAAACAAAAUAAAGUUAAUACUGUUCUUCAACAUCUUUCGGAAGCGUGGAGAUGCUGGAAGAGUAACAUACCCUGGAAAGUUCCGGGCCUUCCGGCUCCCAUUGAGAAUAUCAUUCUUAGAUAUGUUAAGAGCAAGGCGGAUUGGUGGAUUUCUGUUGCCCAUUACAAUCGAGAGCGAAUUCGGCGCGGUGCAACGGUUGAUAAGACUGUGGCUAAGAAAAAUCUCGGACGACUUACCAGACUCUGGCUCAAGGCUGAGCAAGAGAGGCAACACAACUACCUGAAAGAUGGGCCCUAUGUCUCUUCUGAAGAAGCAGUCGCCAUUUAUACGACCACUGUCCAUUGGUUGGAGUCUCGCAAAUUCUCCCCUAUUCCUUUCCCGAGCGUAUCCUACAAGCAUGAUACGAAAGUCUUGAUUCUGGCUCUAGAACGUUUGCGUGAGGCUUACUCUGUCAAAGGUCGCUUGAAUCAAAGCCAACGAGAGGAACUUGCGCUUAUUGAACAAGCUUACGAUUCUCCAGGCACAACACUAGCGAGAAUUAAGCGAUUCCUUCUCACGCAGCGAGCGUUCAAGGAAGUUGGUAUUGAUAUGAAUGACAACUAUUCCAAUAUAAAUCCGGUGUACGACAUUGAGCCCAUUGAGAAAAUCACCGAUGCGUACCUGGAUCAAUACCUCUGGUAUCAAGCCGAUCAACGCCAUCUUUUCCCUGCCUGGAUCAAACCAUCAGAUUCUGAAGUACCUCCUCUCCUGACUUACAAAUGGGCCCAAGGCAUCAACAACCUCUCCAAUGUUUGGAACACUGCCGAUGGAGAAUGUAAUGUUAUGAUCGAAACAGAACUAUCCAAAGUGUAUGAAAAGAUCGAUCUUACCCUUCUCAAUCGACUCCUGCGUCUGAUCAUGGACCAUAACUUGGCUGAUUACAUCACCUCGAAAAAUAACGUUCAGCUCAAUUACAAGGACAUGAAUCAUACAAACAGCUACGGCAUGAUUCGUGGCCUCCAGUUCUCUGGCUUUGUUUUCCAAUAUUAUGGUCUCGUUAUCGACUUACUCCUGCUGGGCCUGCAACGAGCAAGUGAAAUUGCAGGUCCUCCCCAGAGUCCGAAUGAUUUCUUGCAGUUCAGAGAUCGUGCAACUGAAACAAGGCACCCUAUCCGCCUAUACACAAGAUAUAUUGACAAAAUUUGGGUUUUUUUGAGAUUCUCCGCCGAUGAAUCACGAGAUCUUAUCCAAAGGUUUUUGACUGAGCAGCCGGAUCCGAAUUUCGAAAACGUGAUCGGGUAUAAAAACAAAAAGUGUUGGCCAAGAGAUUCAAGAAUGCGGCUGAUGAGACAUGACGUUAACCUGGGUCGUGCCGUCUUCUGGGAUCUGAAGAAUCGCCUUCCAAGAUCCAUCACCACUAUCGAGUGGGAUGACACCUUUGCCAGUGUGUACAGCAAAGACAAUCCAAAUCUGUUAUUCUCAAUGUGCGGGUUUGAGGUUCGCAUUUUGCCGAAAAUCCGCAAUCAGAAUGACGAGUUCCCAGUCAAGGACAGCGUUUGGUCAUUAGCGGAUAACACGACCAAGGAACGAACGGCGUAUGCAUUUUUACAGGUUACGGAAGAAGAUAUCCAGAAGUUCAACAAUCGGAUAAGGCAGAUUCUGAUGUCCUCGGGCUCGACUACAUUUACCAAAAUUGCUAAUAAGUGGAAUACGAGUCUGAUCGCUCUGUUCACAUAUUAUCGGGAAGCAGCUGUAUCUACCGUCAACCUCUUGGAUACUAUUGUUAAAUGCGAAACCAAAAUCCAAACAAGAGUUAAGAUAGGGUUGAACUCUAAAAUGCCGUCCCGUUUCCCCCCUGCUGUGUUCUAUACACCCAAGGAAUUAGGAGGUUUAGGAAUGAUUUCUGGUUCUCAUAUACUUAUUCCAACGAGCGAUAAACGAUGGUCGAAGCAAACUGAUACCGGUGUCACCCAUUACCGAGCUGGCAUGUCCCAUGAUGAGGAGACCUUGAUCCCCAACAUCUUCAGGUACAUUAUACCUUGGGAGGCAGAAUUUACAGACUCCCAACGCGUGUGGAUGGAAUAUUCUCAGAAACGACAAGAGGCAAAUCAACAAAAUCGUCGAUUAACUCUUGAAGAUUUGGAAGAUAGCUGGGAUCGCGGUCUUCCACGUAUCAACACUCUCUUCCAAAAAGACCGAAGCACACUUAGCUUUGACAAAGGUUUCCGUACGCGCACUGAAUUCAAAACAUAUCAAUUGAUGAAGAGCAAUCCUUUCUGGUGGACCAGUCAAAGACAUGAUGGGAAACUGUGGAAUCUUAAUGCCUAUCGAACCGAUGUUAUCCAAGCUCUCGGGGGUGUUGAAACAAUUCUGGAACACACAUUGUUCAAAGCCACAGCGUUUCCUUCAUGGGAAGGCCUGUUCUGGGAAAGAGCCUGCCUUGCCAAGGGGACUCUGUUACUGCGAUACGAUGGUACCAAGGUCGAGGUCGAAAAUGUGAGAGAGGGAGACCUUCUGCUCGGUCCUGAUGGUGGGCCUCGUCGCGCUUUUAACAUUGUUGGUGGACGGGACCGUCUCUAUCGUAUCAAAAUGGACGGGGGCAAAGAAGAUCUCGUGGUCACUCCAAACCAUAUUCUCGUCCUUCAUCGAGAGAAAAGAGACGGAGUGGACAAAGUAUACGAUGUCCUCCCAUCGUUGCAAGAAGACGCCACGGACGAUGGAGAGGAUCUGCCCGAAGUUUCAGCAAUAGAGCUUUUUGAUACUGUGGAGAUUACUGCGGCUGAGUUUGCUUCUCUUGACCCUAAUGAAAGGAAACUGUAUCGACUUUUUACAAGUCCUGGCUACGAAUUGAACGGCAAAGCCGUGCCCAUAGAUCCAUAUUUUCUUGGACUCUGGCUAGGUGAUAGAAGUGGCACGAAAUCCUCAAUAUAUACCAAUCACGAAGAAGAAAUCCGGGAGUUCAUCGCUGACCAUGCUGCCGAGUUGGACCUGCAACUUGUCUCACAUGUCGCCAACCGACCAUCUCUAGCAGCUAUGAAAAACGGCAACCAACUACCGCUCCGUCGUCAAGCGCGACAGAUUAUCCGCAAGCAACGGAUUGCCGCCAAGAGCAUCACACAGCCUGGAGGCGCUAGAUCAUCGUCCUACCCGGCCACAACCGGUGGACCCUCUUCCAACACUGUAACCUCCCUGUACUCCCGUGAACGUCAUCCUCUAUCCGAAUCGUCAGCGGCGGCUACCAUGAAUCUUCUUCCCAGAUCUACGUCUGUUUCUACUUCUGUCGCUUCUCAACCUAAGUCGAGCAUCUCAACUUCCAUCACGGACGCGAACCUUCCAUCAGAGAGCUCAAACUUUUCAGUCAUCCCUGACUCAGGGAUUGAAGUAUCCAACUCUAGCCAAGUAUUAUUGGAAGAGGAAGCUGACCUUGACUUAUUUGAUAUAGAUAGUGAGGACGAGGAAAUCGAGGAUCUCGAUGAGAAGAAGAAUGUCAGUAACGUCGACGAUUUCCCUAAACGUCGACGGAUUCAUUACCUGCGAACUGGUUGUCGAACGUACGGAGAGCUGUGUCCUGGCGAGGAGGACCAAAUCCUUGAAGAUAUCGUUGGCCGACCUGAUGGCACUACCAGUGUAGAAUCGCUCCUGCUGGCGCUCGAAGCGUUGGGACUACAUACUUGUGGCACGAAUGGCUCUGGAUCUGACAAGAAACGUAUCCCUUCGGUAUACAUGAAGAACUCACGACCCGUCCGACUUGCCCUCCUCGCAGGGCUGAUCGACAGUAGUGGUUGGUACGUUGAUUCGGAAAACGCGUUCGGCUUCAGCCAGACUGAAGACUCAAACUCCACUCUUAUCUGGGAUGUCGUAACGUUGGCGCGCUCUUUGGGUUUCAGUGUUUCGACGAAGCGGCGUAUGACGGAUAAUCCGACCCGUACGCAGCACAAAGCCCAAGAAUUUGCCCAUAUCUCUGGAAAUGUGGCAGAAAUUCCAAGCAUCCUCGCACGAGAGAGAGGAGUUGAACGUCCAAUUUCCCAAGCUGACGGUUUCAAAAUCAAGGAUAUUCAGCUUGAAACUGAGACGACUGAGUGGGCUGGUUUCCGAGUCGAUCAAGACCAACUCUACCUGCGUCAUGAUUUUCUUGUGCUGCACAACAGUGGUUUCGAAGAAUCCAUGAAGUUCAAGAAGUUGACGAACGCCCAGAGGUCCGGUUUAAAUCAGAUUCCUAACCGUCGAUUUACUUUGUGGUGGUCCCCAACAAUUAAUCGUGCGAACGUCUACGUUGGCUUCCAGGUUCAACUAGACCUGACUGGAAUAUUCUUACACGGCAAGAUCCCAACCUUAAAGAUUUCACUUAUUCAGAUUUUCCGCGCUCAUUUGUGGCAAAAGAUUCAUGAGUCUGUUGUGAUGGAUCUCUGUCAAGUGUUUGACCAGGAAUUGGAGCAGUUGGGUAUUGAAACAGUGCAAAAGGAGACCAUCCACCCUAGGAAAUCGUAUAAGAUGAACAGCUCAUGUGCGGAUAUCCUUCUAUUUGCUACCCAUAAGUGGAAUGUUACGAGGCCCUCUCUUCUGUUCGAUACCAAGGACGUCAUCGAACCGACUACGACAAACAAAUUUUGGUUGGAUGUACAGUUACGGUAUGGUGACUACGAUUCUCAUGACAUCGAGAGAUAUGUUCGUGCCAAGUAUCUCGAUUACACUACAGAUAGCAUGAGCAUAUAUCCAUCCGCAACUGGACUUAUGAUCGGCAUCGACUUGGCUUACAACCUUUAUUCCGCCUAUGGUCAGUAUUUCCCUGGGUUGAAGGCCCUGGUGCAACAAGCUAUGGCAAAGAUCAUGAAGGCAAACCCUGCUUUAUAUGUCCUAAGGGAACGUAUCCGGAAGGGUCUCCAACUCUAUGCGUCGGAAAGCAACCAAGAAUUCUUGAAUUCCCAGAAUUACUCUGAACUUUUUAGUAACCAAAUCCAACUUUUCAUUGAUGACACCAACGUCUACCGUGUGACAAUCCAUAAAACAUUCGAGGGUAAUUUGACGACAAAGCCAAUCAACGGUGCCAUUUUCAUAUUCAACCCGCGCACGGGUCAGCUGUUCCUGAAAAUUAUCCACACGAGUGUCUGGGCUGGCCAAAAACGUCUGGGCCAAUUAGCUAAGUGGAAAACGGCGGAAGAAGUUGCAGCUCUUAUCAGAUCUUUGCCAGUCGAAGAACAGCCGAAGCAACUGAUAGUUACCAGGAAGGGUCUCCUUGAUCCUCUCGAAGUGCACCUUCUCGAUUUCCCCAACAUAUCUAUCAGAGCAUCUGAGCUUCAGCUACCUUUCCAGGCUGCAAUGAAGGUUGAGAAGCUUGCUGACAUGAUCCUCCGAGCGACAGAGCCACAGAUGGUGCUUUUCAACCUCUACGAUGAGUGGCUGAAGACUAUCUCGUCGUACACAGCCUUCUCCCGCCUUAUUCUUAUCCUCAGAGCUUUGCAUGUCAACUCUGACAAAACUAAGAUUCUACUGCGACCUGAUAAGACAGUUAUUACUGAAGAGCACCAUAUCUGGCCAACGCUGUCCGACGAGGACUGGAUCAAGGUCGAAGUACAGCUUCGUGACUUGAUUCUGAACGACUAUGGCAAGAAGAAUAAUGUCAACACUCAGAGUCUGACUAGCAGCGAAGUUCGGGACAUUAUUCUUGGUAUGGAAAUUAGUGCGCCAUCCAUGCAGCGUCAGCAGGCUGCCGAAAUUGAGAAGCAACAAGAUGAACAAAAGCAGCUCACCGCUGUCACAACCAAAACCCAAAAUGUCCGAGGAGAAGAAAUCGUUGUUACGACAACUUCCCAGUACGAGCAACAAGCAUUUGCGUCCAAGACCGAAUGGCGUACUCGUGCUAUUGCCACCUCAAAUCUUCGAACCCGAGCCAACAACAUCUAUAUUUCUUCUGAUGAUAUACAGGAGGGCCACUAUACAUAUAUCAUGCCAAAGAAUGUUUUGAAGCGAUUCAUCACUAUCGCGGAUCUGCGAGUACAGGUUGCUGGAUAUCUGUACGGUGCCUCGCCGCCUGACAACGACCAAGUGAAGGAGAUACGGACGAUCGUGAUGAUCCCACAAGUUGGAAAUACCCGCGAUAUACAGCUGUCACAUCAACUCCCGCAACAUGAGUAUCUCAAUUCGCUGGAACCUCUUGGUAUCAUUCACACACUCUCUGGAAACGAGCCGUCAUAUAUGACGGCGAUGGAUGUUACACAGCAUGCGCGCCUCAUGAAUGCGCAUUCCUCCUGGGAUAAAAAGACUGUGACGAUGACUGUAUCGUUCACUCCGGGUUCGGUGUCGUUGAGCGCAUGGGCCCUAACCCCCCAGGGAUAUAAAUGGGGAGCCGAAAACAAGGAUACUUCUUCCGAUCAACCUCAAGGUUUCUCGACUAGCAUGGGAGAAAAGUGUCAACUCUUGCUUAGUGAUAAAAUACGGGGCUACUUUUUAGUUCCGGAGAAUAACGUCUGGAACUAUAGUUUUAUGGGAAGCUCAUUUAGCAAUGUGGAAAAACGACCGGUAUAUGUGAAGAUUGAUACCCCUUUGCGUUUCUACGAUGACCAACACCGCCCGCUACAUUUCCAAAAUUUCGCAGAGUUAGAAGAUAUCUGGGUUGAUAGGGUCGAUAACUUUGCAUGA